Messenger RNA from Pogona vitticeps (central bearded dragon), 1558 nucleotides. It is a transcript of the gene TRMU, whose product is annotated as tRNA mitochondrial 2-thiouridylase. Gene Ontology annotation, biological process: tRNA wobble position uridine thiolation. Gene Ontology annotation, cellular component: mitochondrion. Gene Ontology annotation, molecular function: sulfurtransferase activity. NCBI's taxonomy places the organism in Eukaryota, Metazoa, Chordata, Lepidosauria, Squamata, Agamidae. The record is from RefSeq and is a predicted model, not a curated record.
CCGCCCCGUUUACGACGAGCCCAGGGCGGGACGAAGGAAGGAAGCGAGCGAGCAAGCAAGCAAGCGGGUGCGCGGCAGGGACGCCGCCGGCCGUGUGAAGGGCGCAGGAACAUGCUCGCAGCCGCGCGCCGCCAUGUGGUCUGCGCCGUGUCUGGCGGGGUGGACAGCGCCGUCGCCGCCCUUCUGCUCCGGCAGAGAGGAUAUAAAGUGACUGGGGUUUUUAUGAAGAACUGGGACAUUGUGGAUGAAAUAGGAGUUUGCUCUUCCGACAGAGACUGUGAAGAUGCUCACAGGGUCUGUCAGAUACUCGGCAUUCCAUUUCAUCAGGUUUCCUUUGUAAAAGAAUAUUGGAAUGAUGUGUUCAGCUAUCUUUUAAAUGAAUAUGAAUUGGGAAGAACUCCUAAUCCUGAUGUUAUAUGUAAUAAGCACAUCAAAUUCAGUUAUUUCCUACACCAUGCAGUGGAUCAACUAGGAGCAGAUGCUAUUGCAACUGGACAUUAUGCUAGGACUUCCCUGGAGGAUAAUGAAGUGUUCCAGCAGAAAUAUAUACAGAAACCACAAGGACUCUUCAGAAAUAGGUUUGAAGUAAGAAAUACUGUAAAGCUUCUUCGGGCAGCUGAUCGCAUAAAGGACCAGACGCUAUUUCUCAGUCAGAUUUCACAAGAAGCCUUGCGGAGAACAAUUUUCCCUCUAGGAGAUUUAACGAAAGAUUUUGUAAAGAAGAUUGCCGCAGAACAUCACCUUCACCAUGUUGUACAGAGAAAAGAGAGCAUGGGGAUCUGUUUCAUCGGUAAAAGGAACUUUGAAAAGUUCAUUCUUGAGUAUUUAGAGCCACGUCCAGGCAAUUUUGUUUCUAUUGAAGACGGCAAGGUUCUUGGAAGGCACAAGGGCUUCUUUUUGUAUACAUUUGGCCAGGGAGCCAAGAUAGGAGGCCUCAAAGAUGCUUGGUUUGUUGUAGAUAAAAAUAUUGCCUCUGGGGAUGUCUUUGUGGCUCCUUCCAGAGACCACCCAGCACUGUAUAGAGAUGUCUUGCGGACAAAUAGAGUGCACUGGAUUGCAGAUGAACCGCCCGCUGAGCUGAUUCGGGACAAAAUGAUGGAGUGUUAUUUCCGCUUCCAGAGCCAGAUGGCGUUAGUGCCCUGCACAUUAACAUUAAAUCAAGAUGGGACAGUAUGGGUGACAUUGGUCAAACCAUUAAGGGCUCUUAUGCCAGGCCAGUUUGCCGUUUUCUACAAGGGUGACGAAUGCCUGGGCAGUGGGAAGAUUUUGCGUUUGGGCCCAUCAGUGUACACUUUGCAACAGGGCAACCCUGGAGAAAAGAGGGUUAGAGAGUUGCCAGCUGAUGAGAUCAAGAUUGAACCACUCACGUGAUUGUUUGCUUUCUUAACCAAAGUCUGGCUCAAAGACUUCACAUUAAAAUCCAAAUGGUCUUACAGGCAAGAGAAGACAAAAUGAUGUAAAUCUGGGCAGACUUGCUUGGGACAUUUUCAUACUGUAAAUUAAGAUGGUUCUCUAGAAGUCUGUUUUUAAAAUAUGAAAAUAUUUUUGAUACAGUGGA